Molecule: messenger RNA, 789 nt
Organism: Aspergillus affinis
Lineage: Eukaryota; Fungi; Ascomycota; Eurotiomycetes; Eurotiales; Aspergillaceae
Product: SDR family NAD(P)-dependent oxidoreductase
Exons: 4
Coding region: 1-789 (262 amino acids)
Source: RefSeq, a predicted model, not a curated record
AUGUCUCAGGACUUCUCCGGCGUUUCUCUCAAAGGCAAGACUGCCAUUGUCACCGGAUCUUCUAAAGGUCUCGGUGCGGGCCUUGCAAUCCUCCUAGCCAAGCGAGGCGCCAAUGUCGUCGUCAAUUACGUGUCGGAAGGCAGCGCGAAGCGCGCGCAAGAGGUGACUGAUAAAAUCAACAAUGAGAUCGGCACGAGAGCUGUCCUUGUUCGAGCCGACGUUAGCAAACCGGAGGGUAUCCAGCCGCUAGUUGACGCUGCUUUGACGAUCAGCACGACCGGAAAGAUUGAAAUCUUGAUUCACAACGCCGCCCAAGGUCUCGAAGCCAAUCUCCUUGACACGACACCCGAGUUCUACGACACCCACUUCGACUGCAACGUCAAAGGCCCCAUCUUCCUGACCAAGGCUGUUAUCCCACAUAUUGCGAAGGGUGGACGUAUUGUGUUCAUUUCAUCCGCCGGCGCCCGUCUCGGAGUCGCGGGUCAGACUGUCUACGCGGCUACUAAGGCAGCUAACGAGGCGCUGGUCCGCGUGUGGGCGAAGGAGCUCGGCCAGUCCCAUGGAAUCACUGUGAACUGCGUGAAUCCGGGACCGAUUGCUACCGAUCAAUGGUUCCAGAGCGAUGAGCAGUUUUUGAAGGACAUGCAGCCCUUGAUUGAGUCGACCCCUGCCGCUGCGAGAGUGGGAGAGGUCGACGAUAUCGCACCUCUGGUGGCAUUCCUGUGCAGCGAUGACGCGAAGUGGACUACCGGGUCUUGUUUGUCCGCUAAUGGUGGACUGUACAACUAA